This is a messenger RNA of Cylicocyclus nassatus, 732 nucleotides long. Lineage: Eukaryota; Metazoa; Nematoda; Chromadorea; Rhabditida; Strongylidae. The record is from the annotation of a GenBank genome assembly.
AGACAUGCAAAACACCACUGUUGCUCUUCUUCUUUUGGCAGUCGCUGCCACCGCUUUCAAUAUCAGGAAGGCUGAGAACGAGGAAAGCUCAGGCGAAGGAUCAGGUGAAAUUAAACGAUACAAGCGAAGCCCUGAUGAUUCUUCUAUGUCUGACUCAGAAGGAUCUGGAGAAACGGAAGCAAUGGCAAUGCUAAUGGGUGAUGAAGCUGACAGCAACAGCACCGAGGAAUCGUCUGGAGAGGAAUCCGGCAAACCAAAAUAUUCAAUAAUCGCAGCGAUUGUCUCAGCUACUAUUGAGAAGAAUCAAACUUCUGGCAAUUCGACUACAAACAUCGUCGCUGCUGUUGUAGCGGCUAAGAUAGAGAAGAACGAGGACUCGUCAUCAGAAUCUGAAGAGAAGGCUGAUCAAAAGAAGGAGAAGAAGAGCGAUGAGAAAUCAAGCGAAGAGGAAGCAUCUGACAACAAGCGCUCAAAGAGAUGUGCCGAACCUACAAAGGAGAAGCCAAGAUUGGUAAAUAAGAUCAACGCGGAAGGAUCAGGAGUAGAGAUGAGCGAAGAGUCGUCCGGAGAGGCUUCACAAAACGCGGAAGGUUCCUCUGUAGAGCAGAAGGAGGCACUUCCAAUCAUACGUGAUGCCGGUAAUGCUUGAGCAAGAAGCAGACAUUCUCUCUGUCCUCAAUGAUCUCCUCUUUACUUCUGGAUGAUACAAAGAUGCAUGUUUGAUGCUCAAAC